ACCAACUUCGUAACAUAUAAAAUAAAAUUCACCCAGUUGACUGGUCCCUCUGACAGCGGAACUGCUACUGGGGCAGUUACCGGGUCGACUGACGGGAUGACACCCCCAUUGCGUGUGGCUCCCUCCCUCUCUUGGGGCGCAGUACUACGAUGCCGCUGGAGUCACUCAAACCUCCAGAACUGAGCCUCUACUUCAGUCAAUCCUCUUUGGAGAAGCCCGUGAAAAGAUCACCUGUAGUGAAUCCCUGUUGUGUUCAUUUUCCGAUUAAUUUCCCCCCACAAACGAAAGGUGAACCGUCAAAAAACCCAUAGAAAGCCUUGAAGACACCAAAAAAUCCAGGAAGACGAAAAGGAACUGCUUGAGUUAAUCAUUUACCCAUUGUCUCCAGCAUGACAGCUCCCCUGGACAAGGAGCUGUCACCAGAGUGAAAAUUGGCAGCUGGUGAUAACUGACAAGUGGCUUUCCCUUAAAAAAAAAACAAAUGGCGAUUGUCCAUUCCCUGAGUAUGGGAGACAUCGUGCACCUGAAUGUGGGGGGCACAAGGUUUUCCACCUCCAGGCAGACCCUCACCUGGAUUCCAGAUUCAUUUUUCACUGCUUUGUUGAGCAACAGAAUAGCCAGUAGAAGGGAUGAAACAGGUGCCCUCUUCGUGGACAGAGACCCCAAGAUGUUCUCGGUUAUCCUGAACUACCUGAGGACGAGGGACAUCGACCUGAGGAAUGCGGAUAUCAGAGCCCUGAGGCACGAGGCUGAAUACUAUGGAAUAACUCCACUCAUCAAGAGGCUCAUCCUCUGCGAGGAUUUGACGCAAUCGUCUUGUGGGGAUGUUCUUUUUUAUGGAUAUCUUCCUCCACCCAGUAUUCCUCUUCAGGAACCUGCAGGGGUCCCUCCUGUCGCUGAUGUCUCCGUCCAUGGCAGGGCCUCAGGACGACCCGAGGGAAACACUGGAACUGCAGGGACUAGUGGACAAAGCCAGAAGCCCCCUCACUCCAGGAACUCGUCGCUGGACUACCGAGUGCCUCAGAGAAGUCUACAGCACUCUAGGAAUCCCUCCUUAGAUCUCAGACACGUUCGCAACAGCUCUGCAGAUAUGAAUAAAUUAUUUAAAAAUGAGGUGGGAAUUGUCUUUGGAGCUCAGGCCUCGGGAUGGGUUGAUCCCCUCAGGGUCCAGAUCAUCAAGGCUCAUCAUAACUGGAUCGUCAUUGCUUAUGCUCAUUUCAUCACAUGUUACAGACUGAAAGACUCUUCAGGGUGGCAGCACGCCUUCACCAGUCCCCACAUCGAGGCAAUUAUUGAGAGGGUGGCAAUUAAUGCAAAAAUGGGAACUGGAGCUGAAGGAAAAAUGGUGGCUAUUUCGUAUGGAUCACAAGUGAGGCUGUGGAGUGUCUGGGAGGAGGGCAUCAAGACGAACAUCGGGACAUUCAACUUGAAUGUGAGGGUGGAGUAUCUCUUCUUCAUUGGGAGUCAACUGGUGGCUUUGUCUCAGACUGGGAAAAUUGGAGUUUGGCACGCCAUGUCUCAACACUGGCAGAUCCAGGACGUCGUCUCCAUCUCCUCUUUUGACACUGCUGGAUCCUUCCUACUCCUGGGGUGCAAUAAUGGAUCGAUUUAUUAUAUCGACAUGCAAAAAUUCCCUCUGAGGAUGAAGGACAACGACCUCUUGGUGACUGAGCUCUACCGAGACCCAAAUCUCGACCCAAUAACAGCAAUAUCUGUCUACCUCACCCCGAAAACAACACAAGGUCUCUGUGGGAAUUGGAUUGAAAUUGCCUAUGGUACCAAGUCGGGGAGUGUCAGGGUCAUUGUCCAGCAUCCGGAGACAGUGGGACAUGGACCACAAUUAUUUCAGACCUUCACAGUUCAUCAGAGUAGUGUAACGAAGGUGACUCUCUCGGAGAAGUACCUCGUCUCCGUCUGCUCGGAGUACAACCACGUGCGAUCCUGGGCGGUAACGAGAUUCCGAGGAAUGAUCUCCACGCAGCCAGGCUCGACUCCAGAGGCAUCAUUUAAAAUUGUUUCCCUGGACUCGAUGGAUACCUCUAUCAGCUACACAGCUGGCAACGACUUCGGGCCCUUCGGCGAGCAGGACGACGAGCAGGUGUUUGUCCAGAAGGUCGUACCCGAGACCGAUCAGCUAUUCGUUCGACUCGCCUCCAAUGGAAAGAGAGUCUGCGUGAUUCAGUCUGUGGAUGGAUCUGUAAUCACGUCAUUCUGCGUCCACGAGUGCGAGGGCUCCAGUAGAAUGGGCUCUAGACCGAGGAGAUUUAUAUUUACGGGCCAUUCCAGUGGGGCCAUCCAGAUGUGGGACCUCACCACUGCUCUGGAUCCCUGCUACGAUGCACACAGAACCAGAAAUUUUCCUGGGGGACCGACUCCUGAGGAACUCUGGAAAUUACUCGAUCAGUGUGAUCUCAGCAACAGCCACUGCUCCACUCCCUGCAUCAGCCCCUGUCCUUCUGGGGGCUCGUCAGGGCCCAGGCUCAAGGCCAGCAAUGUCCAGUUCUUGAAUCAGUCGCAGCUCAACUCAGAAGCCGCUGGUCCCAGUCAAUCCUGAGAGAACCCCUGCUAAAUCCAUUUACAGGUUUUAUCAGAAUGAAUAAGGGUUCUGUUGUCAAUAACUCCAAAUGGGUUGAGUGGAUUUUUAUUAUUUUUUUUUUUCAAUUUGAGGGAUAUUUUUUAUCUUCAAAAUGAGAUAUGAUUCGUUUGAAUUUGAUCGUUUGGAUAAUAAUUAUCAUGAAUUUAAAGUGGAGCAGCGGAAAUGGAAAAUGAAUUGAGUUGAAUUUUAGUUUUGUUAAAUGUCGAUUAUCUUAAAAACUAGUGGAUUUAGGAGAAAAAAUAAUGAACCUUUUUAGCAGAAAAUUGAAUCGUCUGCAAAAAAUAUUUUAUCAAAUUUCGAGCUCCGACCAAUAGUUUUCGAGAUAAAUCGAUA
Messenger RNA from Fopius arisanus, 2929 nucleotides. RefSeq names its product BTB/POZ domain-containing protein KCTD3. The transcript has 7 exons. The record is from RefSeq and is a predicted model, not a curated record. Gene Ontology annotation, biological process: protein homooligomerization. Bases 482 to 2554 code for a protein of 690 amino acids. Lineage: Eukaryota; Metazoa; Arthropoda; Insecta; Hymenoptera; Braconidae. Gene Ontology annotation, molecular function: protein binding.